GUAAAACAACCGAGACAGUGGCUUCAAGAUGGAAGACAGAAGAAAGAGCUGAUUAUUAGGGGUUUUGUUUGUCUGUUUUGGUGGAGGAAAGGACAUAGUUUCUGCAGUGCCUUACAAGUUAGUAUCUUUCGAUCACCGCCCGCACCAUCACCUGGAGACGUACUGGAAACGCAGACUCUGAAGCCACGCUUCCAGUCUCCAGUUUCAGCACCUCUGGGUCUGGUACCCAGUCAGCGAGUCUUCAUGACCCUCUGGGCAAGACUGCCCGGCCUACGCGCUACGGGUUUAUCGACACGCGGCCUUUGGACUCCACAGCGAGCGCCCAUCCAGCAGGCGUCCCCCGGGGGCACUUGAGAGAAUCCAGCCUCGCGGGCUGCCCCUCCCACCCCCAGACCCGCUCUCCCGGAACGCAGCCCCAGAGACACGCAGCCCGGCGCCCUCUCCCGCGUCGGCACAGGCUCGGAGGACCUCUCCCCAGUGGGUUCGGGGGCAGACGGCCCAAGCGGACGACCCGCGAACUGCUUUAAAGCGCGUAACCCCGCUGGGCCCAGUGCACCGCACCCCGCUCGCUGUCACCCCGCGGCCGCGGCCGGGCUCGGAGUCCCGCCGGGUGGGAAGGAGGCUGUGCGGGGCAGCGCGGGCCCAGGCCCCCCGGCGGGCCGCGAGCAGGUGAUAAAAGAUGACAGAAGUCCCCAUUUGAGAAUCCGGUGUCCUAUUGCCGAAGAGCUACCUCUGAUCUUGAGCUACUGGCUUGAACAAGCCUCCGCUGGAGCCAGUCCAGGCCAACAGCUGUAUAGGUUGCUCAGCCUUCCUUAAUGAUGGGUAUCGGCAAGAACACAACAUCCAAAUCAGUGGAGGCUGGGGGAUCCACAGAAGGCAAAUAUGAAGAGGAAGCGAAGCACCCCAACUUCUUUACUCUCCCGGUGGUGAUCAAUGGUGGGGCCACGUCCAGUGGAGAGCAGGACAACGAAGACACUGAGCUCAUGGCAAUCUACACCACAGAGAAUGGCAUCGCAGAAAAGAGCUCUCUUGCAGAGACUCUGGACAGCACUGGAAGUCUGGAUCCCCAGAGGUCGGACAUGAUCUACACUAUAGAAGAUGUUCCUCCCUGGUACUUGUGCAUAUUCCUGGGUUUGCAGCACUACCUGACGUGUUUCAGUGGCACAAUCGCAGUGCCCUUUUUGCUGGCUGAUGCCAUGUGCGUGGGGGAUGACCAGUGGGCCACUAGCCAGCUCAUCGGGACCAUUUUCUUCUGCGUGGGAAUCACUACAUUGUUGCAGACAACAUUUGGAUGCAGGUUACCCCUGUUUCAGGCCAGUGCUUUUGCAUUUUUGGCCCCUGCUCGAGCCAUCCUGUCUUUAGAUAAAUGGAAAUGUAACACCACAGAGAUUACAGUUGCCAAUGGAACAGCAGAGAUGUUGGAGCACAUCUGGCACCCCCGGAUCCAAGAGAUCCAGGGGGCUAUCAUCAUGUCCUCAUUGAUAGAAGUGGUCAUCGGCCUUCUUGGCCUGCCUGGAGCUCUGCUGAGGUAUAUCGGACCCCUGACCAUCACACCCACUGUGGCCCUCAUUGGCCUCUCUGGUUUCCAGGCUGCAGGAGAGAGAGCAGGGAAGCACUGGGGCAUUGCCAUGCUGACGAUUUUCCUGGUAUUACUAUUCUCACAAUAUGCCAGAAAUGUUAAAUUUCCUCUCCCAAUUUAUAAAUCCAAGAAAGGAUGGACUGCAUACAAGUUACAACUUUUCAAAAUGUUUCCGAUAAUCCUGGCUAUCCUCGUGUCCUGGCUGCUGUGCUUCAUCUUCACGGUGACUGAUGUCUUCCCUUCCAACAGCACUGACUAUGGCUACUAUGCCCGCACAGAUGCCAGGAAGGGUGUACUUCUGGUAGCCCCAUGGUUUAAGGUUCCGUACCCAUUUCAGUGGGGAAUGCCCACCGUCUCUGCAGCCGGAGUCAUUGGCAUGCUCAGUGCCGUCGUAGCCAGUAUCAUUGAGUCCAUCGGUGACUACUAUGCCUGCGCCAGGCUCUCCUGUGCCCCACCACCUCCUAUCCAUGCAAUAAACAGGGGUAUUUUUGUGGAGGGUCUUUCAUGUGUUCUCGAUGGCAUAUUUGGUACUGGGAAUGGCUCUACCUCCUCCAGUCCCAAUAUUGGAGUUUUGGGAAUUACAAAGGUUGGCAGCCGCCGGGUGAUCCAGUAUGGUGCAGCACUCAUGCUGGCCUUGGGCAUGAUUGGCAAGUUCAGUGCCCUCUUCGCAUCCCUGCCGGACCCUGUGCUCGGAGCCCUCUUCUGCACACUCUUCGGAAUGAUCACAGCUGUUGGCCUCUCUAACCUGCAGUUCAUUGACUUGAAUUCUUCCCGGAACUUAUUUGUGCUUGGAUUUUCCAUCUUCUUCGGGCUUGUUCUUCCAAGUUACCUCAGACAAAACCCUCUGGUCACAGGUAUAACAGGAAUUGAUCAAGUACUGAAUGUUCUUCUCACAACUGCAAUGUUCGUAGGAGGCUGUGUGGCCUUUAUUUUGGACAACACCAUCCCAGGUACCCCAGAGGAAAGAGGAAUCAAGAAAUGGAAGAAGGGUGUGAGCAAAGGAAAUAAGUCUCUCGAUGGCAUGGAGUCCUACAACUUGCCGUUUGGCAUGAACAUUAUUAAAAAAUACAGAUGCUUCAGCUACCUGCCUAUCAGCCCAACCUUUGCAGGCUACACAUGGAAGGGCUUUGGGAAGGGUGAGAACAGCCGGAGUUCAGACAAAGACUCCCAGGCCACAGUAUAGCCUUUGCUGUGCCCUGUGGUCCGGCCACAGUGAGGCAUGUAGCUGUAGUUCCUUGCUCAGUAACAAGAAGAUAUAUGUUUGUAUAUCUACAUUGGCAUCCUGCCCCUCAGAGCUAAGACAGGUUGCACAUCACUCUUCUGUUGUGGGUAGUGAUUGUGUCCAAUAUGGUGUCUCGCUUGUCUCCUUAUUGGUCCCUUACCCUUGUUGUGUCCAUUGCUGGCCAUGGUCACUGAACUUGAGAUCACAGUCAUGCCAUUGGCGUGGGCAUUUGGGAUCCACAGUAGUCCUGCUUUCAGCCCCCUCUGCCUUCCUGUGCUCUCUUUCCUACAAGCUGCUUUGAGGUCCAGGAGUUUCUGCUUCUUAAACACUAUGUCCCAUUCUUUUUACUUGACCUCAACCUGAGCCCUGCAGAGACCUCCUCUGUCCAAGAGGCCACCGGUGUCCUUACUUUGUCAUAUUUGCCUGGUCAAUGUGAUUUUGUUGUCCUUGAUACCCAAGAGCCUAUUGACCUUGCUGAAAAUAGUGUCAUGGCUGCCCUGUGACCAGAUGUGAGCAUGUAUAAGGUCUGUAUAGCUGUGGAAGAUGGAACUAUGUUUAGGAGAUUGACAAGGAAUGGAAAGGUCCCAAGACAAUGGGAUUCUAAACUGCUCUUCCUCCUUGCUACCCUGGCCCCAUGCAAGUCAGCACAGUGCAUACUAACGUGUUUUACUGGCUGAGAGACCCUAUUUGGCGUUUUCACUGCUGGCUGGUUUGACGGGUAUAGAGUGCCCACAGAUAAAUCUAUGGGCGUCUUGGCUCUGCUGUCCUGUCCUGUUUGUGUGUUUUAUUACUAUUUAAUGUUAUUGACUGUAGCAGAUUUUUGAAAUCAGUGUUUUUCCAUGUAAACUUCUAACCUUGCAUCUUAUUCCUUGUCCUCUACUCCCUACCCCAUUAAAAAAAGAACCAGCGUCUGUAAAGCUGUGGGUGCCAUCAGGGAAGCUUUUUGUAUCGGAUGUUGAAGGCCAGUGACCAUUGUCAUGGGUGUGUUUUGUACUGCUCUAUACCAUGAAAGUGUAUAUACUGUAAUGUCUAAUCUAUUUAUCACAACUGACUACUGGACCAGGGCCCGGAAACGUGGGUCAAGUUACAUGUGAAUUUGUUUGGUGAAGAAGGGACAGUAACACAGAGUCACCACAUGGAUCGUGCCAUUAUCUGGCCAAUGUCAUUCCUUCAUUCUGUUGCUGGCAGAUCUGGCUUAAUAAUAAGACUGUGGGUUGUCAGGUCACAUAGCCACUGGAUCUUGAUUCUUGUAGAAGGGAAGCUUUGACCCCUUAGCCAGAUAGCCUGUGAAAUUCGUUACAGAAGAUAGUAAGAAAAGCAUCUCUCAGGUCCUCUCUGUGAAGAGUUCUAACUUGGAACACAAAUCCUUGCUGACAAAUGACUUGCUCUGAGUUUGGCUUUCAAGCCAAGGGGAAGGCCUAAGACAGAGUAAUGAUCUUGCUUCAUGAGACUCUACCACUUAAGUAGCUGUGGACUUGGCUGAACUGUGGGUGGCAGUGGCCAUUCCUGUCCCCCUUAGCAAGGUGUGACUCUCAGUAACCUUCUGUCCACAGUAUGUUUCUGUGCCCCAGCUCCCAGGCUGGGUCAGUGUCACCAUGUUACCGCGUCUUUGUGUCUCUGUAGCCCUCAUGACCCAUGAGAGUUUUGGGUUUCAGUAACACCUCAGAGCUACCACAUUGUUUUGCCAAAAUCUUACUCCAGAUUAAGUAUAGGAUUUGGUUUCUGUGUUUUGUAUGUAUAUUCAGAGCAAUUAGUACUUUGGAAGCACAUUGCUGAGUGGCUUCUUGCCCCUCCUUUCUUAGCAAGCCUGUGUGGCUGACAGCUUUCCUGCUCUGCAUUCACUCUUUUGCCUCAAUUUGCAUCUCAGAUCUGCGGAAUUGUGGUGCUGCAGUGAGCAUGAGUCCACACAGAAGCGUGAGAACGGCCCAUACUGUAGGCCCAGUGUCCUGCCAGCUCUACCUGUCCUGCUGAGUACCACCCAGUGUUCUUACUGGGCUGUGUUUUGCUUUGAGGCUUUCAUUGUUAGCCUAAGGCAUGGGCCCAGCAAGUGUCUAUGGCCAAGGAAGUGCGAUGCCAACAUCUCUCAUUGGAAGCAGGGUUUCCCGUUCUUGCUUUGUCAGAGCCAACUUUUGAUUUUCUUAGCAGGAAGGGGACAGGAGGUGGGAGGGAAGAGGCGCCUUACCAGGUGCCUGGUAGAGUCGGGUACUUCGUGAUUGUCACCCUGUAACCAUUACUAAGGCUUGUCCAUGUAGGAUGUAUUCCCCACACACAUAGGGAACGUGUAUUUAUGUGCCAGAAGGGGAGUUUUAGGGGGGACAUGGUGGCCGCAUGUGAUUUGUUGGUGCAUUUGUGUCUGGUUCGUUGGCCUGCAUUGCUGGGACUUGGAGCUCUGUUUGUUUCCCAGUGGACCGUUAGGAAGUGUUUAAGAUGUGAGCAUUCUACAGGGCAUCCUGUCUCUAGUUCUCACAGCGAACACCUGAGAGCAAGCAUUUAGGUCAGCCACAGAAGGCAGAAGUGUUAAGGGCAGGAAAUGCUGUCAGGCUCCCUGUGGGGGAGACUCAGGUUGGAAAGAAAUGGGGAAUAGCACUGGUCUUUGUAAGUGACUUCAUUCUCAUGUCUGAGUUAAACUUUGAUUUGGAACAUUUAUGCUCAGAAUCUUAUCUUUCUUAAGAGGGUUUCCAGUGUUAAUUUUUAUUGGGAUUGAUCCAGGCCAGCAGGAGUGAAGUGUUGUGGGUCCCACUAGUGUCCCAUUUUCACAGUAACAAAUUCACAUGCAGGAUUUACUUUAUACUGUAGAAUACUGACCUUCAUGAUGACAACCUGAUUUAUGCAUGAAUAUCACAGUAUUUCCAUAUAGUAAAAUAACAUUUCUGCCCAGGAUAAUAGUCACAGUUUUCCAGGGAGGGAAUGAUAUAAUUUUCAUGACAAUGUCAUGUGCUGAUAGAAUUUCUCCAUUGAUGAACCUCUAGUAUGUGUGUAUACUUUAUUUACCCAUGUGUAUAUUUUAUGAUCAUGAUCUAAGCUGUUAAUUCUUUCACUCAUAUCCCUGCUGAGACACUGAUAUUAGCAACUUAGACUUAACGUUGGUAAAUUUAAUCUGCAGUCAUGCGUGUGCCCCAGAGGCGCGUCCUCAGUUUAGAACCCACCUGGUUGGACAAGAGGCACCAUCCUCCACUGCCUGUGCUUGGGGUAGACGUUUGGCUGCCAGUGCCAGGCUUGGCAUGGCCUGGAGUGAGGGGCCUAACUACCCGGCUAUUGCUGACCACCAGCUGUGCAUUCCCAAGCAUGCCCAGUGCAUAUCGCGUUGGUGCACAGCUCCUGGACCCAAGCUCUCACAGGGAGCUCUGGCCUCCAGGGAACUGUCUCUCGGAUCAGGGUUUCACAUACUGUACUUUGUUCUCCGUUUCCUUGUGGCUUAGACACAGAAUAAGACAUCUUCCACCUUCUGUUUUUCCUAUAGUCAGAGCCCCAGCAGUGCUAGAUGGUCCCUCAUGUGCCAGCAUUCGGCUUUCAUGGAACCCCAAAGCACGGUAGUGCUGGGGAUCCUUUUUCAGCAGCUCACAGACCUCCCCAUCCUUCCAGGAUGUUGACUGCCUUGUCACCACUCUGAUACUCAGCAUUCUCAGGUUGCUGUGUGUGUUUCCUGGUGUUUAGAACACUCAUAACCAGCGUUGCUGUUGAGGCCAUCUGACAGUUCAGUCAAUCCUUUUCUGUCCGUUCCUAACAACUUUAAUUUGACACAUUAAUAAAAUUCUGACUGUUCUUAAAACAGUAGAGAUGCCUCUAUUUUAUUUGAGUUUUGUGACUGACAUUGCCUGUGUAUCUUUCUGGGGUUUUGUUUGUUUUUAAUUUUUAUUUUACAUACUUGAGGGUAUUUGGGGUGGGGUUGUUUUUUGAGAUGUGUAAUUCUUUUAUGGAGUUUUUAAAAAGAAUUUUCAUAUUGUUUUUCUAACAUGGCUUCAUUAAACGUUUAAGUAUUUUAAAAAUAUGUAAUAUUUGGACCAGAUGUUGUGAAUAAUAGUAGAGAUAAAGCUAUUUUAUUCUGUAUUUUUAAAACUGUUCCGGACAAAUAAAAGCUCUCCUGGAUGUA
Molecule: messenger RNA, 6891 nt
Organism: Meriones unguiculatus (Mongolian gerbil)
Lineage: Eukaryota; Metazoa; Chordata; Mammalia; Rodentia; Muridae
Gene: Slc23a2
Product: solute carrier family 23 member 2
Exons: 16
Coding region: 816-2762 (648 amino acids)
Biological process (GO): transmembrane transport; L-ascorbic acid metabolic process
Cellular component (GO): membrane
Molecular function (GO): transmembrane transporter activity
Source: RefSeq, a predicted model, not a curated record